AUGCUAACCAGCGCAGCCACCAUCAAGCCAGUUAUCCAGACAAGGACGGAGGAGAUCCUGACCCGAGAAAUCGGCGCCCCCGAGCACUGGAAAAGACUGAACGUGAAAGUGGUCUCCGCGGCGAUUGGGAAGCACGUAUCGGGAGGAGUGCUAUUUGGAGAAGCCUUGGCUGAUAACCCGGCGUUCCUGAGAGCAAUGUACUCGUAUGUGUCGAAGAUCUCUGCUGGAUCAUUGGCAGUCCGAUACUUCAACGUGGGCUCAUUCAGGAACAUCUUCAUGUACCUGCUCCACUGGACCUAUCGGCACGACCUCGCAACCGCCACACGGUACAUAACCGAGUUAAUGGCCGAGAGAAGACGACAGAACCUUCCCGAGGACGAGAAGCCAGUGGACUGCAUCCAGUGGGCCAUGGAUCAAAACCUACCAAAUGACCAGAAGAAGCCAGAGGACAUUGCCCAUAGGAUACUCCAUGUGUCUGCUGCAGGCGUCGAGACGCCUAUUACUUCAACAAUGAACCUACUGUUUGAUAUUGCCUCGCAUAGCGAGUGCAUUGAUGAGCUCCGCGCUGAGAUCAUUGUAUGCCUUGCAGAAGAGGGAGGCCGUUGGACACAGAAUGCAAUGGCGAAGAUGCUCAAGCUUGAGUCCUUCAUCCAAGAGUCCUUCAGGAUGAAUCCGGUGCCACUGGAAUUGACCGGCUGGCGUGUAGUAAUCGCGGAUAGCUUUCGCUUUGAUGAAUCUCUUGUUUUCCCAAAAGGCACUCUCCUAACAUUUCCGUCGAAAUUCUUCCAGAACGACCCAGACGUGCACCCCGACGCCGAUAAGUUCGACCAUCUCCGAUUCUACAAAUACAGAAAGCAGGAAACGGGACUAAAUGGCGCGCCAGCGUCAAGCAGCAGGGAUCUCCGCACUGAAUGGCUUGGGUUUGGCUACGGCCGGCAGGCAUGUCCAGGACGGAUCUACUCAAUAGCAAUGCUCAAGACAAUCAUUGGAGAGAUAAUCCUUCGCUACGACGUUCGGUACGCCGGGGGACCGAGACCGCGCCCAUCUUCAAUUGAUGUAAAUCCUGCUGUCUGGCCAGAUCCUUCGAUUGAUUUGGAGUUUAGGACGCGUGGAUAG
Molecule: messenger RNA, 1116 nt
Organism: Aspergillus mulundensis
Lineage: Eukaryota; Fungi; Ascomycota; Eurotiomycetes; Eurotiales; Aspergillaceae
Product: cytochrome P450
Exons: 4
Coding region: 1-1116 (371 amino acids)
Molecular function (GO): heme binding; iron ion binding; oxidoreductase activity, acting on paired donors, with incorporation or reduction of molecular oxygen
Source: RefSeq, a predicted model, not a curated record